UGUAGGGCGAAUGCGUCCAAGAGCGGUUCGAGCGAUUGGAUGUGCGCUGCUGCGAGCUGUCUCUCCCCUAGAUCGAAGAUGGCGGUGUCCGUAUUCCCCGGCGUGCGGCUCCUCUCAAUCGGAGACGCAAACGGCGACAUACAGCGGCAUUCGGAGCAGCAACCUCUACGGCUGGAGGUGAAAACGACCCAGGAUGCGGUCCUGAUAAACCUCUCCAACACAGAAGAGACCUGCGUGUUCAAAUGCUCCAUCUCACCGGACACAGAAUGCAGCCGCGUGGGCAAGCAGUCCUUCAUCGUCACCCUCGGGUGCAACAGUGUACUGCUGCAGUUUCCAUCCCAAACAGAGUUCUCCUCCUUCUACAACCUCCUUAAGAACUGCUGUGGACACCGAGGAGAGCAGUCUGUCUUCAGCGAAAGGACAGAGGAAUCCUCUGCUGUACAGUAUUUCCAGUUCUAUGGCUACCUCUCCCAGCAGCAGAACAUGAUGCAGGAUUAUGUUAGAACUGGAACCUACCAGCGGGCAAUCCUCCAGAAUCACAUAGACUUCAAGGACAAGGUGGUGUUGGAUGUGGGCUGUGGGUCUGGGAUCCUCUCCUUCUUUGCCGCUCAGGCUGGAGCAAGGAAGGUGUACGCUGUGGAGGCCAGUAGCAUGGCCCAGCAUGCAGAGGUGCUAGUGAACAGUAACCGUCUGAAUGACCGGGUGAUCGUGAUCCCUGGGAAGGUGGAGGAGGUGACGCUGCCGGAGCAGGUGGAUGUGAUCAUCUCUGAGCCCAUGGGCUACAUGCUCUUCAAUGAACGCAUGCUGGAGAGCUACCUGCACGCCAAGAAGUUCCUCAAAAACAACGGUAAAAUGUUUCCAACCAUCGGCGAUGUCCACUUGGCGCCCUUCACAGAUGAGCAGUUGUACAUGGAGCAGUUCACCAAGGCCAACUUCUGGUACCAGCCGUCCUUCCAUGGGGUGGAUCUCUCUGCACUCAGAGGGGCAGCCGUGGAUGAGUAUUUCCGCCAGCCCAUUGUGGACACCUUUGACAUCAGGAUCCUAAUGGCAAAGUCUGUAAAAUACACCGUUAACUUCCUGGAGACUAAAGAAGAAGAUUUAUACAAGAUCGAGAUCCCUUUCAAGUUCCACAUGCUCCACUCUGGGCUAGUCCACGGGCUGGCCUUCUGGUUCGACGUGGCGUUCAUGGGAUCUGUGGCGACGGUGUGGCUGUCCACGGCCCCCACGGAGCCCCUCACCCACUGGUACCAGGUGCGCUGCCUGCUGCAGUCGCCCCUCUUCGCCAAAGCUGGAGACACCAUGUCGGGCACUGCCGUGCUCCUGGCAAACAAGAGACAGAGCUAUGACAUCAGCAUUGUGGCACAAGUGGAUCAGACAGGCUCUAAGUCCAGCAACCUGCUGGACCUGAAGAACCCCUUUUUCCGGUAUACAGGCACCGCCCCAGCCCCCCCUCCGGGCUCCCACUACACCUCCCCCUCUGAGAACAUGUGGAAUACAGGGGGUGCCUACAGCGGGAGCCAGGGCAUGGCUGUGUCCGGGAUGCCUGCAGCCUAUGACCUGAGCACAGUCAUCGGCGGUGGUGGUUCCACAGUGUCUCACAACAACCUCAUCCCCCUCGUGAAUACCGGCAUUGUAAACCACACACACUCCAGAAUGGGCUCUAUCAUGAGCACAGGAAUAGUUCAGGGAGCCUCCACUGGCCAGCAAGGUCCCAGCAGCAGCAGCUCUUACUAUCCAGUAACCAACCAGUUCACAAUGGGCGGGCCGGCUAUCUCCAUGGCGUCCCCCAUGGCGAUCCCUAGCAACACCAUGCACUACGGGAGCUAGUGGCCGUCCUGAGGCUCCUGCAUGUCAAGCCUCCCAAAACUGACCACAGCCAAAACCAGAAAACCAAAACCAGUGCUGCCGUCUUUGUGCACCAUCAUCUCUUCUAUCAGCCCCACCCCCUCCCCUUUCUUUUUCUCUCUCUCUCUCUCUUUAUCUUUGGUUUUGUUACAUAUCCGUCCUCUCCAACAGUAGCACCACUCUCAGAUUGAAAGGGUGCUGCUGCCGCCGCCGUCAAUUCUCUCUCAUCCUAUAGCAGCUGCUAAAGAUGUAUUCCCAGUCCAGCCACAGGGUGGCAGCGCUGAUGAGCACAAAACUGAACAGAGACUCAAAAGACGACAAGGCAAGGAUGUGAGUCCGACUGGACCGGGCCACCUUUUUUUUUAUGCUUCUCAGAUGCGGCACUCGCGUACACACCACACACACACACACAUAAAUACAAAUAAAUACACAGUCACACAAGUAAAUAGACUAUUGUAACAAAGAAUACUCCAAGGUAAACGGACUGUAGUCUCAAAGAAGAACUCUUCUCAUCUGGACAUGGAGGGCUUUUAACUGGGAGUCCUUUGCCACUACAAACUUUGCCCAUUGUACAGUGGGCCUCACCUCUACCGUUCUCUCUCUCUCUUUCUUUCUCUGUCAGUCGGUCUGUGUGUGAGUUUGGCCACCAUGAUCUCGCCGUUCAGAGCCUGCUCCUCUCAGCAUGAACUCUACUCUCUGUGUCAAGUCCGUCUCGCUAGUCUCUGGAAGAUUUGUCUUCACUGUGGGUCAUAGGCGCAUGUGCACUAGUGUAAUAACUGUCAGAUAGCCAGAUGCCUUCUGAAGCAUUUCUCAACCUGUCUUUGGGAGAAAAAAGAAAACCUAGCCGGUAGAACCUUCGGAUAGUCCAAACUCCAUUUCCACUUCAAGGUCUGUUUCUUAGUUUUACAGUAGUUAUGGUUGUACAUGUCGACUUGGUGUUCCUAGUGAAGACUCUGUGGAAGGUUAUCAAAACAGCCAUUAUCAAUCUCUCCCGCCACCUCAACCUCAACCAUACAGCCAUGGCUCUUUUUAUCACUGACAAACUCUUGACGUUUUUGCCAACCGUGCUUUUUGGACACCACAGAAACGAGAAGAUUCACUCCCCUUGCCACACCUGCCUGUUGGAAUUGCACUGAGCUAGAAGGGACAGUCAGGAGCAUUAAGGUGGGGUGCAGGGGUGAGGAACGGAAAGCAGACUUGCGGAGAAAGAGUGCUCUGUACAAGUAGAUAAAUUGGACAUUGCAUCUGCGUGGAGGAGGAAGAGGAAGAAAUGAAUGAAUGAAAGAAAGAAAGAAAAAGAACAGAAUCUGAGUUUACAACCCCACGCUGCAUUGUGCAUUGGGAGACUUCUGGCAUCAAGGUCGGGAGAAGUCUGCCCCUAAACCUCCUCCCCCUUCACCAUGUCCCUCAGACCUGUAUCUAGCUCCCUUACACCUGAAGCCCUAUGCCUCCUCCUCCAUGGGUACAUGGACGCCCUCUCUGAGAUGUCAGAAAUGUGUAUGCAUUGCUUCCAGUCACAUAUUUUCAGUUCAUUUUGAUUUAGCACCUUCCUGGAAGUAAACAAAAAACAGUAAUGUCUGUUUGUAGAAUAACCUUUUUUUUUUUUUUUUGUUGUUGGUUAACAUUUUUGUUGGGGUUUUUUUCUUUCACAAAAAGCAACAAACAAACGAGGGGAAAAAAAGAACAAAUUAAAUGUCGUGGGAGAAGUCCCAUAUACAGUC
This is a messenger RNA of Clupea harengus (Atlantic herring), 3566 nucleotides long. It is a transcript of the gene carm1, whose product is annotated as coactivator associated arginine methyltransferase 1. The record is from RefSeq and is a predicted model, not a curated record. NCBI's taxonomy places the organism in Eukaryota, Metazoa, Chordata, Actinopteri, Clupeiformes, Clupeidae. Gene Ontology annotation, biological process: chromatin remodeling; peptidyl-arginine methylation, to asymmetrical-dimethyl arginine. Gene Ontology annotation, molecular function: histone H3R2 methyltransferase activity.